CUCUCUCUUUCUUUUUGUUUCUUCAUUAAGUAGUUGAUCCAGGACCAAGUUAACGAACCAGUAGGAGAAGAAAGAGCAGAAGAAAGAUCAGAAGAAAUUUAAAGAUUGUGACUUGAUCUUAAUACCUCACCUGCGACGUGGGAGGCUAACUUUUCUCUUUGAUUCACUUCAUAUCAGAUAUUUAUACAAGGAAAACGAAGGAAGCAGAAGAUAUAUAUAUAUAUACAUACUGCAGGGGAACGGUUGGGAUUGGAAGAAUGGAUGGUUUGCGUUUGAAAACUGUGAUUCCUGGGAUGGCUCCCAAGAUCUCGGUGGGUGGGGCGUUGGAGGUUCGCGCAAGCACGUCGCAGGUAAGCGCGGUGGGGCGUUCUGUGGACAAAUCGGCGGUUGCGCCGAUGCCCAAGAGGGCGUCGUCGUCUGGGUUCUCGUUUCGAUACCCUUUGAGAUCUCUGUGGCCAGGGGGAGGAAAUGGUGGUGGGGAUGAGAAAAGAUACAAAGGUAUUGCCGUUGAGGACGCCGUUGUGGUGGAGAAUAAGGAGGAAAGAAAGAAAGUGGAGGAAAAAGAGAAUUUUGAUGAAAUGGCGUUGCCAGGGAGACAAAAUGAGAACUGGGUGUUGAAGAUUUUACACGUCAAGUCCUUGUGGGGUGAAAAACAGGGGAGGAGCGAUGAUGUAGAAUCACAGGAGGAAGAGGAAAAUGACAAUUGCGCCGCUGUAAAUGGUCAGAAAGAAGAUGAUGAGGAAGAUCCGUGUGAUGUCUGCAGAGUUGAUGGUGGUGAUGAUGAUGGAGGGAGGACUGAAUUUGAUAGAGAUUCGUUCUCCAAGAUGCUAAGGCGGGUGUCUCUUGCUGAGGCAAAGCUAUACGCUCAUAUGUCAUAUUUGGGGAACUUGGCUUAUUGCAUUCCAAAGAUUAAGCCUGGCAAUCUCCUGAAAUAUCGUGGUCUUCGUUUUGUAACUUCAUCCAUAAAAAAGAGAGAAUUGGCUAUGGAAGCAGAGAAAAGUCAGGUCCCAGUUGAAAAUCAGGAGGCAGAAAGAACUGUGAAGGAUGAAGUAGAUGACAAGGAGCCAAAAGGUGUUGGUCAUCAGAUAAGCGCAUCUGCUGCAUAUGGAAUGGCUGCCUCUGCUGCUUCUUAUUUACAUUCUCAUACAAAGAGCAUCAUUCCAUUCAAAUCCUCAACAGCCAUAGGCAGUAAGGAUUCACUUGAAGGUUGCAGUGGAGGUGAUAGUGGUGCUGAUUCAAUGAACACAGAUGUGGCUUCUUUGAUGGCAACAACUGACUCGGUAACUGCUGUGGUUGCUGCAAAAGAAGAGGUGAAGCAGGCUGUUGCAAAUGAUUUGAAUUCCACAUAUUCAUCACCUUGUGAGUGGUUUAUAUGUGAUGAUGAUCUGAGUGCCACAAGAUACUUUGUGAUCCAGGGAUCAGAGUCAUUAGCAUCUUGGCAAGCAAAUCUGCUUUUUGAACCGAUUCAGUUUGAGGGACUGGAUGUGCUUGUACAUAGAGGAAUCUAUGAGGCUGCCAAAGGUACUUAUGAACAAAUGUUGCCUGAAGUCCGUGCACACUUGAAAUCUCGCAGCAAUCAUGCAAAUUUCCGCUUCACUGGGCAUUCUCUUGGAGGAAGCUUGUCAGUUCUUAUUAAUCUCAUGUUGCUGAUACGGGGUGAAGUGCCUGCCCGUGCCUUACUUCCUGUUAUAACAUUUGGAUCACCAUCUAUCAUGUGUGGAGGUGAUCAUCUUCUUCAGAAACUUGGGUUGCCACGAAGUCAUGUUCAAGCAAUCACCAUGCACAGAGACAUUGUUCCUCGAGCUUUCUCUUGUAAUUAUCCUAAUCACGUUGCAGAGCUUUUGAAGGCCGUUAAUGGAAACUUUCGGAAUCAUCCCUGUCUCAAUAAUCAAAAGCUAUUAUUUGCUCCAAUGGGGGAGUUUCUGAUUCUACAACCUGAUGAGAAAUUCUCUCCUCAGCAUCAUCUCCUUCCUUCAGGCAGUGGCCUUUAUUUUUUAAGCUGUCCACUGUCAGAUGCUGGUGAUGCAGAGAAGCUACUCCAAGCCGCACAGACUGUAUUCUUGAACUCACCACAUCCGCUUGAGAUCCUAAGUGACCGCUCUGCUUAUGGCUCUCAGGGCACAAUCCAAAGAGAUCAUGACAUGAGAUCCUACUUGAACUGUGUUCGGGGUGUGAUCCGUCAAGAGCUAACCCACAUUAGGAAGGCCAAGAGGGAGCAGCGGCGCAAGGUAUGGUGGUCCGUUAUCUUACCACAUCACACAAGUCCAGGCAUCAUUAUGGGGAGGUCAGUGGCAUUAAUCAACAGGAGCCAAGAACAAUUCAACUUCUCUGGCAUCCUACAGAACGGUAAAGAAAAAAUCAGAAGGUUUGGUAGGCUCGUGACAUCACAGCACAUGCAUUUGCUUGUUCUUCUGUUGUUCCCUGCAAGGCUGCUACUCUUGGGGGCAUACAGUGUGAUCAGUUUUCCACUGAGUCACUAACAAUUCAUUGGAGGAAAAAUCUUGAGACGAAGAUCCGUGUCUGCUUCUCUGGCAUAGAUGGUAUAGAUUAUGAUUCUUUAUUCAUUGAUCAUUUUAGAGGAUGAAAAUUGAAAAAAAAAAAAAAAAAGGGGGGGAAAAUUUACACUCCCCCUAGAUGUUAAGGGAUAAAAGAAACAUUUUUACAGUUUUGAAAUUGAUUCAUGAAUUGCAAUACAUGUCAUGUUUAAUUUCCUUCAAUCAGGCAAGGUUUUUCUGUUGCUUCUGAAUUUGUCAAAGACAGUUUUCUGUCUAUCCAGAAAAUUGGCUGUCAAGAACUUGCGUAGGUGCAACAACCGUUUUCAAACAUGACUUCAGGGGACUUGGUCCAUGAAUAAUAUACUCACCCUUGGAGGGUACGUAAUUUUCCCAGGAAUCAAUCACCUUUGCAAGUUCUUUGAUUUUGAUUAGCAGUGUGAUAGUACGAAGUUACAGAAGCGGAAUGGGAUAUGUAUAUUCUCUCUUUUGUCCGGGAAAUGAAAUCACGGGAUUCAGAUUCUUUUUCCGGGGCUGCUGAGCACGUGGAAAAUCACAUGUAAUUACGUGGAGAAAACCGACAAGCCACGGAGAAAAGUUAUUUUUAAGUUUUCUUUAAGGACAAAAAAUGCAUGUCCACAGU
Molecule: messenger RNA, 3135 nt
Organism: Rubroshorea leprosula
Lineage: Eukaryota; Viridiplantae; Streptophyta; Magnoliopsida; Malvales; Dipterocarpaceae
Source: the annotation of a GenBank genome assembly